Molecule: messenger RNA, 813 nt
Organism: Dendrobium catenatum
Lineage: Eukaryota; Viridiplantae; Streptophyta; Magnoliopsida; Asparagales; Orchidaceae
Product: transcription factor MYB54-like
Exons: 2
Coding region: 25-720 (231 amino acids)
Biological process (GO): regulation of DNA-templated transcription
Cellular component (GO): nucleus
Molecular function (GO): DNA-binding transcription factor activity, RNA polymerase II-specific; RNA polymerase II cis-regulatory region sequence-specific DNA binding
Source: RefSeq, a predicted model, not a curated record
UUAGAUGCCGUAAAGACUGAGGACAUGAAGACAUGCCCACGCGGACACUGGCGGCCUGGAGAAGAUGAGAAGCUGAGGCAACUUGUCGAGGAGUUUGGUCCUCAGAACUGGAACACGAUUGCCGAGAAGCUGCAGGGAAGAUCAGGAAAAAGCUGUAGGUUGAGGUGGUUCAACCAACUAGACCCUAGAAUAAACAGAAGGCCUUUCACAGAAGAAGAAGAGGAGAGGCUUCUCACCGCACACAGGAUUCAUGGCAACAAGUGGGCUCUGAUAGCUCGGCUUUUUCCUGGAAGAACUGACAAUGCUGUGAAGAACCAUUGGCAUGUUAUCAUGGCUCGAAGACAAAGAGAGAAAGCCAAGUUCCUCAACAGGAAUAGCUCAUCUAGUGCAUGGCCGGCCUUCUCUACCUUCACGUUAACAUCCUUACCUGGGACUGAUCAGAAAAGGCCCAACUAUGGAAGCUUGGAGAGUUCGCAUUACAUGAAUAUCCCUCUUCUUUCAUUCUAUGAUUCUUACCGAGUCUGCUCCUUUAGUGGAAGUGGGAUGAUGAGGAAUAUGCAGGAAGUUUUGAGACUUGGGUGCAAUUCAACAAGAGAAAUUUUGAGUAGUAAUGAUAGAGGAGGUAUUCAGUAUCUGGAAGAAGAUGGUGGUAAAGCUACCUUGAUGAGGCGAAAGGAUGUACCUUAUAUUGAUUUCCUUGGUGUCGGCAAAGACUGUUGAGCAAUGGUAGCGUUCAGUUAUUGCCUUGGCUUGUUUAAAAAUAAGUUGUGAACACUAGAGAUGUCACUCACCAUGGUAUUUCUUUGAACUCUA